UGUCCUUUCUUGCCAGAGAGGUUUCUGUGGCACGGUCUCCUCUCCUUUCACCUCGUCAAAGCCUGCCAUCCAAUAAGACACUGUCAAGGAAAGUACUGGAGAAUGAGACAGAACGGAAACUGCCAUUCGGAGGGCCUCCCCCCUUCUAUUCUUCGAUUCCGGCUUCGUUUCUUGGGUUGGAGAGAGAUUUCUGUGGGUUUUUUCUUUUUUUAAAGGUCUAUGUAGGGUAACCGGCCCAAAGGUUUGCAUUUGAUCAGAUAUUUUGUUCGUGGGACCUUUGUGUUGUUGGAUUGUGGGGCAAAGCCAGCAUCUUGGCUGGAGAGCUUUGUCCGGAGAGUCCUCGGUUCUAUUUCUUCUUUUUCUACUUCAUUUCUUGGGUGGGAGAGAAAUAGCGGGUGGGAUUUUAAUUGCUCCGAGGAGAUAGUGGCUUCAAGCCAGGAACUUGAUCGGAGUUUUUGUUCCUGGUACCUUUGUUGUUUAAGAUUUUGUGGCAAACGUAGCAUCUUGGCUGCAAGGCGUUUACUGGGUAAUCGUCUCCUUUUUGGGUGAUUGUAUUGAGGUGUUGGGGAACUCUCUUUGGGGAUUUAUUGGUGGUUUCUGAUAUUCGGGAGCUGUCGUAGAUUUAGGGUUUAGUGAGGUUCUUGGUGGAAUUUUCUCUGGAUAUGUGUCUCUGCGGUGGCUUCUAGAUGUGUAACGUUGUGUGGCUUUUUCAGGUUAUUUGGCUGAUUUUUCAGCUGGCUUUUGACAUUUAGUGGUGUUGGGGGGAUGAAGUUUCAGGAUUUAUCAUGAAUUUUGGAAGAUUAAGGAAUUACGCUGUAGGAUGCUGUUUGUUUUUGAUGUUGUGCGUCUCGCCUUGGUGAUUUUGAGGGAGUCUUUCCUCUAAAUAUGGCAACCUCUUUUUUGAUCAAAAUAUAGCAAGCUCUUUAAGUUGAUAAGGGAUUGUGUUGUUUUGACUUCAAAUUUUAUUGGAAUCCCUCUAAAGUUGAAGGCUUUAUGAGAAUUUAGAGGUCACUCAGCUGUCCUCUGAGUUACAUUUUCCUUUUGGGACUGUUCAAGAUGGCCUGUGUGAAGCUGGGAGCAAAAACCGAUGCAUUCAGACGGCAAGGGCAGGCCUGAGACUGUGUUGCCAAUGGACGAUGGUGGCCCGGGCCUGAAAUUUGGUGCCAAACCAGGGAGAGCUGACACAGGUUUUGCACAACCGGUCUUCCGAGUGAUGUUACUAUGGAAGUUGGAGAGAUCUCUUUCCAUCUUCAUAAGUUUCCUCUGUUAUCCAAGAGUGGCCUUUUGGAAAAAUUAAUCGGUGAGAAAUCUGAUGAGGAAGAUGGAUGUAUCAUAAAGCUACCAGAUGUUCCUGGUGGAGCAAAAGCAUUUGAACUUGUUGCUAAGUUCUGCUAUGGUGUGAAGUUGGAACUGACUGCAUCAAAUGUUGUCUAUGUGCGUUGUGCUGCUGAGCACCUUCAGAUGACCGAAGAAAUUGCUGAGGGCAACUUGAUUGCUCAAACUGAAACCUUCCUUAACCAAGUAGUCCUACGUAGCUGGAAAGACUCAAUCAAGGCACUCCAGACUUGUGAUGAUGUUCUCCCUCAUGCUGAAGAUCUGCACAUUGUGAAGAGAUGCAUUGAUUGCUUAGCUAUAAAAGCAUGUACUGACCCAAAUUUGCUUGGCUGGCCGAUGAGGGAGCAUGGUCCUAUGCAAAGUCCUGGAGGAAGUGUACUGUGGAAUGGAAUAAGCACAGGAGCCAGGCUGAGAAAUAGCAGUACGGAUUGGUGGUAUGAGGAUGUAUCAUCCUUAAGUCUUCCAAUGUAUAGGAGGUUGAUUUCAGUCAUGGAAUCUCGAGGGAUCAGAGAGGAGAUUGUUGCAGGCUCGCUUACUUUCUAUGCAAAAAUGCGUUUGCCAGGGCUUAAUAGGCGUCAGAGUAUCAGCACAACUGGAAUUCAUAGAGAACCCAAAGCUGCACCAUCUGAAGAGGAACAGAAGCAUCUUAUUGAAGAGCUUGAUAGGCUGUUGCCUUUGCAGAAGGGUGUGACAUCAACUAAGCUUUUGUUUGGUCUUCUUCGCACGGCAAUGAUCCUGCAAGCCAGCCCAUAUUGCUUGUCGAACUUGGAGAGAAGGAUAGGAAUGCAACUAGACCAGGCUAGUUUGGAAGAUCUGUUGAUACCUAGCUUCUCUGGCUCCAUGGAAACACUCUACAACGUGGAUUGCAUCCACAGAAUUCUUGAACACUUCUUAGCUAUGGAUCAGAUGACUGGUGGGGUAUCCCCUGGUUUAGCUGAUGAUGAGCAGCUGUUGGGAUCCCCAUCUUUGACACCAAUUACUGUGGUCGCCAAGCUGAUUGAUGGGUAUCUGGCAGAGGUUGCACCAGAUGUUAACCUGAAGCUACGCAAGUUUCAAUCAUUGGCAGCUGCUCUACCAGAAUUUGCCCGACCCUUGGAUGAUGGACUGUAUCGUGCCAUUGACAUAUACUUGAAGGCACACCCAUGGCUUACAGAGUCUGAAAGGGAAGAGCUAUGUCGGCUGAUGGACUGCCAAAAGCUCUCCCUAGAGGCUUGCACUCAUGCAGCCCAGAAUGAGAGGCUCCCACUUCGAGUUGUGGUCCAGGUUCUCUUCUUUGAGCAGCUUCAGCUGAGGACUUCUAUUGCUGGAUGCCUCCUUGUGUCUGACAACCUUGAUGGUUCAAGGCCGCUGGGGAGUGGCCUUCCACUUUCAGGUGAGGGUGGUGGGUGGGCAUCAGCUGUUAGGGAGAACCAAGUCUUGAAGGUGGGCAUGGACAGUAUGAGGAUGAGAGUGUCUGAACUUGAAAAGGAGUGCUCAAGCAUGAGGGAGGAGAUUGAGAAGCUGGCCCUGGGAAGGAAAGGUUGGAGCCCCAUCCAAAGGAAGUUUGGGUUCAAUAUGAAAUCCCAGAUGUGUAGUGCCCAAGAAGGUUCAGUGAGCGAUGAGAAAAAUGCAGUUGAGAAGGUUGAGAAAUUGCAACCAAAGGCUAUGAAGCACAAGAAGCAAUUAUCUUUAAAUGAGUGAGCCUCCUCUGUUAGUGUCACAUGGUUGUGGAUUUAGUUUUCUGGAUUUUUUUUGGUUUUGUUGAUAAUUUAUAUGGAUAUGUUUCCUUUCCUAUUCUUCUUUCUGAAGGCCCGUGACUUUUGUUCAGUUAGAAGUAGGAGCAGUUGCAAACAAGAAAAAUGUUGUUCAUGUUCCUACUCUUGGUUGUUUUAGGUGAUUGUCAAAUUGUUGAGGCAUUUUAAUUUAACCCACCGAAUUAAAUCC
Molecule: messenger RNA, 3258 nt
Organism: Elaeis guineensis (African oil palm)
Lineage: Eukaryota; Viridiplantae; Streptophyta; Magnoliopsida; Arecales; Arecaceae
Product: BTB/POZ domain-containing protein At1g30440
Molecular function (GO): protein binding
Source: RefSeq, a predicted model, not a curated record